Molecule: messenger RNA, 1239 nt
Organism: Fibroporia radiculosa
Lineage: Eukaryota; Fungi; Basidiomycota; Agaricomycetes; Polyporales; Fibroporiaceae
Exons: 3
Coding region: 1-1239 (412 amino acids)
Source: RefSeq, a predicted model, not a curated record
AUGCUCGUUGCCUAUAAAGCCUCAAUCCAUUCAACGCAACAAAGCCUUGUACCCAUAAAAGACCUUCCUCCACCUCUUAGCCUCAGAUGUCUUGCAUCCCGCCAUGACAUCGUGUUCCCAUACAUCCGCCACCACCAACACGACUUCGUGGAGAAACGUGGAGGGUCGACCUGGCAAAGACUUUACGAGAAGAGUGCUCCCACCUAUCCGAGUUUCCUCAACGAGAUCAAUGGUGUACCUGGCAUCAACAUGACACGUUUGAAUGAUAACGUCGGUGCGAGUUAUGAUGAACACCCGUACACCUUCGAUCCGCCACACCUUGGUGCCAGACGCUCGGUACAUGUUUCAAGCCGACCCAGCGUGGACAUUUCUCAGGACCAAUUUCCUGGCUACCGCUUGGUAUCACUCCAGGAUGCCACAACGCUCGUCGCAUCCGGUGUACCCAUUCUGUGCCUUGUAGGCAGGGGAGCAGACUCGCCGCAGCCGAACAUGACGGAACCCGUCCCUUACGCCUCAGAAUGGAGCACACCUCUCGUCCCUGCCGCCCUACCCAGCAACGUGAUACAUGCCCCGCCACUCGCGGCUGAUGGCGUUAUCUCGGUCGCGUCCAUUCAAAGCUUGGUCUACCCGCCUGUUGUCGACACAAGCCGUACGACGCAUGUGAUGGGUAGUGAAACGUCGAUGACCACCAGCCAGGGUCCCACGCCCAUACCCCAGACAGGUCCACUAGACCGAUUCGUCGAUGCCCACGCCGAAAAUGUGGUCGCAGCGGCAUCUAACACGAUGGAGAUGUUGGGCAGAGGCGUGCUUGCCAGUACCCAUCAUCACGGGCAUUCCGGUAUUUGCGGAAGCUCUCUCUCAGGACACGCCGUGGACACACUCGAGCCUGCACAUCGCUUGCAGAACCCGCAAUCUCGAGGUGAGCAUGUUCCAGCAACGAAGACCUGCGGAUGGGCUGGAUGCGAUGCGCAGCUCGACGACCCUUCGGCGAGCAGCAUCCGCCGCCACUUUGAGGAGCACCACGCUGCGGACUAUCACACGAAUAACGAAGACCGUGACGCGAGGCAGCGCCUGGUGUGCCGGUGGGGACAGUGCAAGACAAAAGUGAAGAAGGGGAAUUUGUACAAACACAUCCGCACUGUGCACCUCCGCAUGAUGGAAACGACGUGCAAGUGUUGUGGGCGUGUUUUCUCCAGACAGGACGCCCUCAUCCGGCACCAGGCGAAAUUUGGACACUAG